AUGCUUCGAUCAUCGUUUCUCAUGCUGUGUUUCUUAACAAUCUUAUUCAUUUCCUCAACAUACGAAAAGAAUGUCACAAGUCGAAAACGACCCCAUACAUCAAGACAUAAACCAGCGAGUAUCAAACUCUGCGGACCAACGCUAGUGCGCAUGCUUGAUAUGGUUUGUGAUCGAGCAAGACAAUUGUUAAUGAAAACACAACGAUCGUCCUCAGAUUCCACUUAUCAAAAACGACAGAUGAUUGUCGACGAUGAUCCAUUCACACGUACGUUAUCAGUCACGGAUUAUGCACAAUUUAAUAAUACAUUAGUUGGAGAUUGUUGUCUUCAAGCAUGUACACUUAAAACAUUAUUGAAAUAUUGUUGA
This is a messenger RNA of Adineta ricciae, 366 nucleotides long. The record is from the annotation of a GenBank genome assembly. NCBI's taxonomy places the organism in Eukaryota, Metazoa, Rotifera, Eurotatoria, Adinetida, Adinetidae.